CCACCAGUAAGCAAGGGGCGCCUCACACCGUUGCGGGGUUCGGGGCAUGUGUCGGGGAAAAGGAUUUUACCUAGGCGGCUGGGACAUACGGCUGCGCCUGUAACUCACCCGAGUAUUCGGGGAGCAGGUGGCGAUGAAAACCCUUGCGUCUAUGCCUGAGAGACCAACACCACUACCCCAGGCGAAGUUGAGUCAGGAACGAUGUGUGUCUAUUGACCUUGUGAAAAAUGAGUCUUGGAAGCUUGUAUUAUGGCUGAGCCUGUCGAGGAUGAUGUGAGCCUUUUGGGAUCACAGGAAGCUGCAGAACACAAUCUUGAUCACACCACAGAAUACCCAGGCCCCACCAAGGAAUACCGGUCAGCUCUGCGGCCACCUCCCCUCACCCCUCAGCCCCGGCAGGAGAGGAAACACAUGACUGCAGGACGUGUGUUGGGAGGGAGUGUUUCCCCGUACUCCUCCACCAGCCCUGCCACGAGUCCCCGCACUCCAGAACCAUCCCCUAACUACAACAUUGAUGCCUCAGGCUCCACUUAUGCCCUACAGGUUGCUCUCAGAAACAUGAAGGACCGAUACCACAAGCUGCAGAGGAAAGUGUCCCUCUUAGAAGACGAUAAUCAGAGACUCAUUACGGGCAAAUCUGAACUUUUUGGAGAGAUUGGAAAGCUGCAGGAAAACAGUAUAAAACUUAGAGAGAAGAAUUUACAGCUGAACCAAGAAAUACACACCAAGCAUCAAGAGUGCUGCAGCCUGAAGGAGAAGUUCACCACUCUGUCCACUGAGAACAUGAACCUCAAUAGACAGCUGGCCAGAAGCACACAGGACAACAGGCGCCUCUCCAAACAGGUGAAUGUCUUGAAUGAAGAGAACAGAAAGCUGAAGGAGAAGCUAAGUCUCAUUGCCACACAAGUGAAGGCACUGCCAGGAGGUGCUGGUCUUGCUGCCUCCGCCUCAGAGUUCACAACAGCCUCCAGACCCAAGAUUUCCUCCACUUCAGAUGAUCAUGAUAGUUUUGAGGACCUGACAGCUAAGUUCCAUCCAUCAUAUAGAGACAACAUGUUAGAUGGAUAUGAGGAGGUGAGCAGCACUGAGCUUGGAGACUCGGCAUCAUUGUGGAACAGCACUCACUCGGAGGAGGAGCAGAUGGUGCAGAAUGCCACACGUCGCAUGAAGGAGCUCCUGUCCUGCCUACAAGACCAGAACCACAGCCUGCUGCUCCUGUCCCCGAUCAUACACUCCCUGCCGCAUUCCUCCAGCUCCCGUAGAGGGAGUUCUGAGCCAAGUAAAGACGGAACAAUGCUGAGCCAGAGAGACCGUGAUCUCUCGAUGCUUACACUCACUCCCUCGACUCACAGCCAGGUGGAUGACGCAGCCCUCCAGAAGGUGCAGGAUGAUGAGGGCAACUGUCAGAGCCGACUGGCCACCUACGGAUCAGUUCUGCCCUCUAGCUUCGUGUCUGGCGCAGGCUCCAAUGGGAGCACAAGGCUUGAGAGGCUUGAGGGCAUGAGACAUGAGAGCAACGGAGACAACAAUGUGCUGGUGGAGGUGGGCACUGGGACUCAUGAGAGGCCACAGAGUCCCUUUGACUGGCGACAGGUUCAGAUGAGUGAUGAUGAAGGACGUGAGGGUGAGUAUUUCCGGCCAGACACUCGCACCGUCAGCACCUCACCCGACCCAACACUGGAGGUGGAGGACGAGCGUGUGUGCCCGAUGUGCAAUGCCGUAUUCCCGAGGGUGAUUCCCCAGGAGUCCUUCGAGUCCCAUGUUGUCAGUCACUUUGAAGUCGAGAAUGGCUUUGAGGUCAUUGCUUGAAGCCUUGGUGGUAGUGGUCAAACUUGCGUGUCACAAAGAACGAGUGAUGGUGGUGCCUUUCUUUUAAUGUGCAUUGUAUUUCAGACUGUGAUACUGAACAUUCCCAGAGAAACUGUCAUCUUCUCUCAUACUCAUUAACAGGGUGUAUUGGAAAUCUUUGGGGUUUUCAAGGGUGCUUUCAUGAUUCUAGUAACAGUGUAAUGAGGAUUAUUCACCAACAUUGAGAGAAUCACCCUUGAGAACAUUACUAUUCACUUCCAUGACAUUUAUAAGUAGUCCUGAUGAAAGAACAAAACAUUUAAGAGUCCUGGCUUACAAACAAUGUGAACUACUGACGAGCUGCAACUGCGCUGAAAUGUACUUAGAUCUUUUUUUAUAUUCAUGGGAAGAGAUAAGAAGAAUGAGUGUAGUCCAGAAAGCUUGACACUGAACAAGAGUAACAAGUGAGUACAGAAGAAAGCAAGAGCUUUGCCUGACAUUCUAUAGAUCCAUAUAAGGUGAUGUUCCUUGUCUCAGCUUGUUUCAACUGGUGUUCUGGUUUGCUGGAAAUGUCUGGCAGGCUUUGUAUGAAAAUUGAUAGUGGAUGGGCUUGUGUGAUUCAGUGUAUAAAAUUUAAUUCCAGUUGUCCAGUAUACACACCAUUGUGCAGGUGUGUUAUGAAAGAUGAUCCUUGCAGGUGGAGUUCUCAAGUUACAAAUUACUUAAGAAUUGUACAUAUGCUGAAUUUUGUAAGAUAGUCCAAUACUGUUGCUCAUUCAUAAAGAGAUUUUUUUAAGAUGAGGAUCUUGAUAUUAUUGAAAUAGUAUAUCUGUAAAGUAAAUAUUUAUAAAACUGUUGAUAGCUAUAUGAAUUUAGAAACUUUUUUUUUAAUGAAUAUUUUCUCUCUCCACAACAUUAUAGUGCAUAGAUAAACUUGCCAAAGCUCCUUGUUUCUGUUCUUUGUCUUGUUCAUUAUCUGUGAGGUAUUAUUAAGGCAAAGUAUUUGUUUUAGUUACUCUUCCAAUAUAUCUGCUGCAUUUAUAAUGAGCUCUAUUAUAAUAGUUUUAUUGUUAUACAUAAUAUGGCAGGAAAGUCUUUAAAAUUUAUGUAUAUAUAAAAAGUUCAGUUUUUAUAUCUGUAGUAAAAUUAUUAUUACAA
Scylla paramamosain (green mud crab) is the source of this 2946-nucleotide messenger RNA. RefSeq lists its product as uncharacterized. The record is from RefSeq and is a predicted model, not a curated record. The transcript is spliced from 12 exons. Bases 250 to 1809 code for a protein of 519 amino acids. Lineage: Eukaryota; Metazoa; Arthropoda; Malacostraca; Decapoda; Portunidae.